GGGAAGUAUUAGUUCUGUCUGAUCAGGGAAGUACUACGUGCACGUCAGGUGCGGGCUGUUGUAAUCAGGGUUCUGGAGGGAUUUUGGGUGUAGUAAUCACUCGUGGGGAUCGAUUGGAUCAGUCGGGUUCUGUCUGAUCAGGGGCAAGUACUUUCAGAAAGAAGAAACGUGGUCGUUUCGGUUUCUCUUCAUAUACAUAGGUACUUUGUUCCUGUUUUAUUCGGGCAGGUCAUCAGGGGCUCUUUGAUGUUCGUGAACCCCUCUGUUUGGUGAUGAUCUAUAUUUAUAUGAAUGUCGUGGUACUACUGGGUGAACUACUUUCUUAAAUUAUCGUUGUUCCUUGCUGCUCUUAGAAAGGAUCAUGUUGUCAAAAAAAAAUAGAAUGUACUCAAAGGCACCUAUGCUGGCUAAUGUUUUUCGUGCACCCGUCAUACAGGGUUCGUUGUUUUUCGUUACCAUUCUUGGCAAGUAAAAACAUCAAUAUCUAAGCAAGGGAUUUUUCAUCGAGUUUUUAUUGGGGAACUUCUAUCUUCAACCACGGGAACAAUAUGUGUCGAAUCUUGUAAGUUAGUCUCAAUCGUGGUGAAGCAUCGGUGUCUUUCUUUCAGCUGUAACGAGUUGAUCUGAUCGCGUCGUGGUAGUCGUCGAACGAGUGUGCGUUUCCAGUCAGGUUGUCCGUGCUGAUGAUAGGCUUGUUGAAGCAAAAGAAUUGAAAUACCUUUUAUUGGGGAACUAUCAACCAGGGGAACAAUUACAAUGUAGUUGGACAGAACCCAGAGUCAUGAUGUAGUUGGGGACGAAAUUCGCGAUGGAUGUUUCAAUGACGUGUUGGUUGACUACUUGUUGUACUUCUUCUCACGGGAAAAUUCGAAAAACGAGACCGCGUUUGAGUUUUUACUUAAAAAACUAGUGUUUUCGGAGUGUGCUUAUAAUGCUUUUGCGUCGUAUGCUAUACCCAUUCCAGCUCUAAUAUGCUGGUCACUCACAGAGCAAGACUUUUCAUUCUUCUCCGAGACUUAGACUUUUCACUAGGUUGAUCAAGAGCACUGGGGAGUAGGAAGUCGUCCUUCAUUCUUCUCCGAGACGAUCUAACUGAGUAACUACACAUGAUUUGAUGUGAUUUAUCAACGUGAUUAAGACGAGGGUACUAGAAGUAUGCAAAUAACAAUCCGAUUCCGCUCAUAUGUUUCUGCUUGGCGCAAUGUGCUUACAGUUCUAAAUCGGUCGUGAACACUAAAAGAAGUACUAGUUUGCUUCAGGCUAAAUUCAUUUUUAAUGAUGUACUUCAACUUCAGGUCAAUGAUAAUUUUAUCGCUUUUAUUUUCUUUGCUUGUUUCUUCCUCGUUCGAUCAAUCUUGCUCCUCCUUGUACUUAUCCGACAAAAAGAACAGGAUGUUAGAGGAAGGUAGAUUAUUUUAGAUGUUUAUCGUUCACCUAGAUGAGGUAUCAGAUAGAGUGAGGAUCGCAACAACAACAGCUAGAAGAUUUGAGGUGAUAAAAACUGCUGUAGGAGUAGGUUGUACGACUUGUGCGUCGUUGUACAAUUGGUAAUAUGCUCACCUUCCUAGUCAAGACUAAAAGCUCAACAUUUUCAGGUUGGUGUUGGUCUUGGCUGUUGUUGUCUUGUAGUGAGUGCCAGCACUUCCUCAAUUAGAAGACAAAUUUUAGAUCAUGUAGCUGUUAAAAAGAAUGUGCUCGUCGUAAUAAUGUGUAUGAAUGACGAGCACAGGUUUUCUUUAUGUUGAUGUGCUUUUUUCUUUUUCAUCUUUCAAGACUCUCACACACGGCAUCUCUAGGUGCAACUCUCUUCAUUCACGGCACUUAAUUUCCUCUUCACAUGCUAUGUAUGUACUUCUUAUUUAUUACCAGGAGCUUUGCCUCGUCAACCAAAUCAAAAGCUAUUAUCGCCAUACCAACCCACUUAUACAUCCACCCUCUACCCUAUCAUUUAUAGUUUUUGUCACGGGUGGGCGACACCUACGACAUGGAAGAAGAUUCAUUUGGACGUUUGAUUUAUUCAUCCAUGCAAACGGUCAUCCAUGCAGCAAACUGUGUUGGGUUAGUGACAUACGAUAACCCAAGACAGAGCGGGUACAUUCAUUUAUUCUGUAUCUCUUCCUCUCACCUCUAUGCUUCUCAACGUCAAAUGAGAUGAUCAUAAUUGUAGUAUAAUUGUCGUGUAGUUGUACUAGUUGUGAAGUUGAUGUAUUAACUAGUAAGUAACUACUUGUAUCUAUAAUGAUCUCUAUAAUCAUGAUGUAUUAAUGAAGAUGUACUUCCAUGAUCUCGUCGUGGUCUACAGUAGUACCACUACCCGAGAUGAAAUACACUAAUAAAUAUGACCACUUCGGAAUCUGAAGUCCAAAUGCAUCUUCAACUUCAUCUUAUUAUUUGUAUGAAUGAAUCAUGAGUGAAUGCUUGGUGAAAAAAUUCAUAAAGAAUUCAGAAUUCGACCAUCAGUAGUCAGGAGGAACUUUUUCGCCCUGACAACUGUUUCGUCUUGACGAUACAUUUAGGGAAUGACUAUUAAUAGGAUCGAGAGGGUCCAAUGAGAAUGACGAAAACGAAUGAUUAGUAGAGACGCACCGCCAAUAACGACGACCAUUGUCGUUGAGGUAAUUUUUAUACGUCGAAGGGGACCACGAGAACAUUUCAUCUUGUGAAAAACAAAGCGCAGCCGAAUGGUUCUCGUUUAGACGAAUUGUUCUCGAGGCGCUGGUCCUUAUCCUAUCAAAAAAGGAGAAGGACGAAGUCCGCCAGUUCACAGCAGGUUCGAAUGAAAUCUUCUUCAAGUGUUUAUAGUAGCUUUUGGGACAACAAGAGGUGAAGGUGAGGUGAAUGACUACAAAAACACGACUGCGUAGCUCAACAAAAAGUUCAAGUUGUUAAAUUCCAUUACUCUAAAUUGUCUUGGUCGUGUCAUGAGAAUGAACUCUUUUCGGUAGUCCUAGAUGUGGCACAGAAGAGGUUAUACGAGAAGUAUCUAUGCAUGGGAUCGAUGACGAACAUCAAUUAUAUAAUCUACUACUACCUCGUCGAACCACCAGGAAACACACAAUCCCACUGACUACGAGAAGAUACCAUGAUCCCUCCAUGAAAAGGAUGAAUAGCACCUUCCUACUUCUUACUAAAUACUACCUUGGUCCCUCACCUUCACGACCAUGGCCACGACUUCUGAUACUAUGAACACCACCUACCACUAACUGCCACUACAUCUUGACCACAUCUUGACGAUGACGAAGUAUCUUGAACAUCUUGAUCAUCGUUUAGAACAUUCAUUGCAAGCAGAAGGAGCCUCACUUGUGAUUGCUGCUGCUGAACGACACUAAACUCUUCAACAUCGACCUCAUGAUAGGCACAU
Molecule: messenger RNA, 3361 nt
Organism: Amoebophrya sp. A25
Lineage: Eukaryota; Dinophyceae; Syndiniales; Amoebophryaceae
Source: the annotation of a GenBank genome assembly